AUGGCACCGAUUCCAGUCCACACGGCUUCGCCUAUCAACACCAAUCCCCCUGCGCACGCGUUCGGAACAUCCCCCAGCACUGCUGGCGCUCGAUACACACCUUCUGCUGCUGAACCACGCCCCAGUUCGACAGAGCCCACCCUUGGCGCAUCUCCAUCGCAACCCUCUCGAGCAGCCAUCCCUCAACCUACAAACACGGCGGCCAGCUCACACAACAGCAGAUGCAAUCCGACACCGACUGCGCCGCUGCACUCCCUGUCACAGAAUUCCCCUCCGCCACCACAGCCGGGCGGAAUCCCGUCGCUGUACUCCAUCAGUCCCACCCUACGAGCGUCCGCGCCGACUUCACCACGUCCUCUUGACAUUCCUCAACCAUCUGCUGGCGCUUCGCUACCACGGGUGACCGCUGCGCCAACACAAGCGCAAACACCAACCCAGCAUUCACCUCCUCUCCCUAUCCAACCCCAAACCCACUACGGCACAGUCUGUACGCCCAUACGCUCGGUCCCUGCCGCAGGGGUGACCUCGAUUUCCGCAAGCCCAAGCUACAAUUACGCAUCGCCAAACUACUCCCUUCCACAAGCGCCGGCGGACGUGCACGAUCUCUCGCACCCUCCUGGCUACCAACAGGAUCACCACUCCUCCUUCGACGACAGGCCGAUCGAGUCCUGCCAAGAGACGGAUUACAAGGCCACGCUUUCUCCCCUGUCGGCAACGAGAAGAGGAGCUGGAAUAUUAGAUUUGGAAUGGACGUUUGGAGGAUCGCCCAGCGGGAGCGCCAAUGGUGACAACACGGUGGUGCAGACGGCCAUGUCGUGGGCAAGAGCCGCAGGGAAGAGACUCAGCAUGACCGAGAAGCAAAUCUGGAACACCAUCAAUGGGCAGGAAGAUGAACGCUAG
Messenger RNA from Cladophialophora yegresii CBS 114405, 900 nucleotides. RefSeq lists its product as uncharacterized. The record is from RefSeq and is a predicted model, not a curated record. The transcript has a single exon. NCBI's taxonomy places the organism in Eukaryota, Fungi, Ascomycota, Eurotiomycetes, Chaetothyriales, Herpotrichiellaceae. The coding region runs from base 1 to 900 and encodes 299 amino acids.